Messenger RNA from Paramecium primaurelia, 2033 nucleotides. The record is from the annotation of a GenBank genome assembly. Lineage: Eukaryota; Ciliophora; Oligohymenophorea; Peniculida; Parameciidae.
AUGAAUAAUGGAUAAAAUGUUUAUUAAGGCAAUGCUGAUUAAAUAAUUGGAUAUUGUGAGUAGAUUGGAUUGUAAGUAUAAGCAUAUUCAAAUCCUUUGGAUACUAUUAUGAAUAAUCUAAAUCCCAUAUAUAAUAAUUAAUAAUCAUUAGUAACUUAUGAGAAUUAUUCAAGAUAUUUAGAAUUAGCAGUGACUAGUUUCACAACUUAAUAAAAUGGAAUUAUCAAAAGAAAAACUUAGAGUACUUUUGUUUAAGAGUUUAAAAUGUUGUUUUGGAGAGCAAAAACUCAUUUUUGGAGAUCACCAACUCUAUUAAGAGCAAAAUUAAUAGCAGCUUUUAUUUUAUCUAUAUUUAUUGGGAGUCUUUAUUGGAAUGUUGGUGAUGAAAUGCCAAAUCAAUCACCUGAAUUAUCUAAAUAUUCAGAUGUUACUAAAUUUUUAUAGAAUAUGAAUGGAGCAUGUUUUAUGGGAGGAACAGGAGCAUUCUUUUCAGCUUUGCAUCCAAUGAUGAUGUUAUGUAAAUUUAUUAUUUAUUUUAGUUCCUGUUGAAAGAGAUAUCUUUUUGAAGGAGGAAAAUACAAAAUUAUAUAAAAUAUUUCCCUAUUUCAUAACAAAAAUCUUAGUAGAAAUUCCAUCUAAUAUUUCAGUUUCUAUAAUAUUGGCCCUGAUUCUAUAUUGGGCAUUUGGAUUCAUUUGGGAAGUUGCAAAAGUGAUCUAAUUUAUAUUAAUAACUAUAGCUGUAUCAUUAAGUGGAAAUGGAAUAGGAAUGUAUUCAAUUUGUUUAACUUAUUAAGUUUUACAGGAUGUCUAUUUCCUGAUCCAAAGAGAGCUGCUCAAUUAGGACCAGUUAUAAUGUUACCAAUUCAACUAUUUGGUGGACAAUUAGUAAAUCUAAAAUCAAUUCCUAAAUGGAUUAGUUGGUUCUAAUAUGUUUCAGUAUUUAUAUUAAUAAAUACUUAAGCCAUUCAAAUAUUUUUUAGAAGCUUUUGGAAGAACUCAGCUUGAAGAUGUAGAAUUCAAUACAAUCAUUUAAAAAGAUGCUUCCUUUUCUCUUGUAACGAUUAGUCCUAUGGAAUAUUAUGGUAGAGACUUUGGAUUAUGGAACAGCAUUAUUGUAUUAUUUGGAGUGGCUAUAGCUUUUCAUAUUUUAGCAGUGAUAAUGUUAAAGUUAUUAAUUAAGAAGCUGAAUGUAUGAAAGUUCUAAUUGUUCAAUAUGAUGAUGUUAUGAAUUUACUGUAAGUUGCUCCUUCUUUAUUUAAAUUAUGUCUUAAUUUGAUUAUAUAAAAUGUGUUCUUUACUUUUCACUACUUCCAUUCGUAUUUGGAAGUGAAGUCAAUAUGUCAAAAUCUCAAAAUGUUUUCGAUGAUUCUUCAAAAGGGAAGAGUUGCAAAGAUUAAUGUAAAAAUAAUGAUGACUAUGAUCGAUGUUAUAAUGACUGUAAAAUUGAGAAAGAAUAACCAAUAAUACAAAUAAUUAGCAUUACUUUUAUUGUUUUAGGAUUGAUGUUAAUCUUAUUUAUUAUUUGGAAACGUAAGUAAGUCUUAAGAUUGUUUCACUGUGUCUUAAAUAAAAGGACAAUUAUGAUGGAGUAAUUUUUAAAUAAUGCCAUCUUAAUUAAAAACAGUAAUGUUUUGUUGAAUUAAUUCAGGAAGGUGGCUAAAAUGUUAAACUAAUCCAAAAAUGAAUUGAUCUUUACUUAAAAUGGGAAGCUUCACAAAGAAGAGGAUGUAUAAAUAAUGUGUAAAAUUAAUGAAAAAGAAUAAUAUAUUGCAAUUUCUCUUUUAGGAAAUGAUAAAUAUGGUACAUGGAGUGGCAAUGGAGUUACUAUUAUUGAUUUUAACAAUUAACUUAAAAUUUGGUUUAUAAAAGAUUAUGAAGAAUAACAAGAAGCAAGAUAAUCAGGAUUAUGGGAACAUCUAAUCUACUAGGGUGAAUUCGAUGAAGAAGUAAAGGCUUUUAGUGGAUAAUGGCAUUAUGAUGGAUUUGAAAAUGAUUUAACAUACAGCGGUACUUGGAUUCUAAAAAUCAAGUGA